CGCAAUUCUAUCCUAGUAAAAGCUACGUGCCUGUCCUGUAAUGAAACACUAAUCUCAUCACAAAUCAAAAUCUCCUGUGCGUCUCUCCCUAGUUUUCCAUCCAUGCCUCAAAGCCCAGGACACGCACCCCAGCCGAUCGUAUCACGCCACGUUGCAGUCAUCGGCGCCGGCGCCGCAGGCCUCGUAACUGCUCGAGAGCUCCGCCGCGAGGGCCACAGCGUGGUGGUCUUCGAGCGAGGCGACCAGGUUGGUGGACUCUGGGUCUACACCCCGAAUGUCGAAUCCGACCAGAUUGGACUCGACCCGACUCGGACCACGGUCCACUCCAGCGUCUACCACUCCCUCCGCACAAACCUCCCCCGAGACUCCAUGGGCUUCUCGGACUACCCGUUCGUUGCCAAAGACGACCCGGACAGAGACCCGAGACUGUUCCCGGGUCACCGAGAGGUUAUGAUGUAUCUGCAAGACUUCGCGCGCGAGUUCGGGAUUGAUGAGUUGGUGAGGUUCGAAACGGAGGUAGUGCGCGUGAGAUUCGUGGAGGAAGAGGAGAAAUGGAAAAUUAAAUCAAAGCAAAGACACAAAGAAGUGGAUGAGAUAUUUGAUGCUGUUGUCGUAUGUAAUGGCCAUUACACCCAGCCUCUUGUCUCCCAUGUUCCCGGAAUAAAUAAGUGGCUUGGGAAGCAAAUGCAUAGCCACAAUUAUCAUGAUCCAAAACCUUUUCAAGAUCAAGUUGUAGUCUUGAUUGGGAAUUCAGCAAGUGCGUUCGAUAUUUCUCGGGAAUUAGCUGGAGUUGCCAAAGAAGUCCACAUUGCAGCUAGAACGGUCAAAUAUGAAACAGUUGGAAAACAACCUGCCUAUGAUAAUUUGUGGCUUCAUCCUAUGAUAAAAAAUGUAUGUGAAGAUGGUUCUAUACAUUUUCAAGAUGGGAGCUUUGUCAUUGCUAACAUCAUUAUACACUGCACAGGGUACAAGUAUCAUUUUCCUUUUCUUGAAACCAAUGGCUUUGUGAUUGUGGAUGACAACCGUGUGGGGCCACUAUACAAGCAUAUAUUUCCACCAGCCUUGGCUCCAUGGCUUUCCUUUGUUGGAAUACCUUUUCAGGUCAUUACUUUCCCCAUGUUUGAAUUACAAAGCAAGUGGAUAGCUGGUGUUUUGUCUAAUCGUAUCACACUUCCAUCACAAGAAGAGAUGAUGGAAGAUGUUAAAGCCCUCUACUCAUCACUUGAAGCUUCUGGCACUCCGAAGCGAGACACUCAUGCUUUGGAUGAUAAGCAGGUAAAGUACAAUAAUUGGCUUGCGGAUCAAUGUGGAUGUCCUGCAUAUGAAGAUUGGAGAAUGGAGAUGUAUUAUGCCACUGUCAAGGGCAGACUAGCUCAUCUUGAAUCUUACCGCGAUGAAUGGGAAACUCAGCACUUGGUUUUGCAAGCUUAUGAGGAUUUCAUUAAGCCCGCCUCAAAUCAAGUUAGUGACAGAUGUGUCUUUCCUUAAUCAAGUUUCAAGACUCACCAUUUUCCAUUGUAUCUCACAUGCCAAAAUUCUAGUCACCCUUCAAUUGUACAUCAGCUUCUAUUCCUUUUGGUUUAGGGUCUUUUUGGUAGUGGUGUUCAAGUAUUGUUGUUUAAAAUAAUGAUAAAACUGUGAUUUAAAAAGUGUUAGGAAACACUUGUUUAAGUAUUUAUCAUGUAUAAAAUGUGUUU
Quercus robur (English oak) is the source of this 1697-nucleotide messenger RNA. Its product is annotated as flavin-containing monooxygenase FMO GS-OX-like 4. The transcript is spliced from 7 exons. Gene Ontology annotation, molecular function: NADP binding; flavin adenine dinucleotide binding; N,N-dimethylaniline monooxygenase activity. NCBI's taxonomy places the organism in Eukaryota, Viridiplantae, Streptophyta, Magnoliopsida, Fagales, Fagaceae. Bases 103 to 1488 code for a protein of 461 amino acids. The record is from RefSeq and is a predicted model, not a curated record.